This is a messenger RNA of Rhodotorula toruloides NP11, 1935 nucleotides long. RefSeq names its product smr domain containing protein. The transcript is spliced from 4 exons. Bases 1 to 1935 code for a protein of 644 amino acids. NCBI's taxonomy places the organism in Eukaryota, Fungi, Basidiomycota, Microbotryomycetes, Sporidiobolales, Sporidiobolaceae. The record is from RefSeq and is a predicted model, not a curated record.
AUGGCUCACGUGUCUGCUCAGGACCGUCUCAUCGCCGACUUUCCAUCGCUCGACUCGGCGCUCGUGUACGCCAUCCUGUCCGACUUUACACACCCACUCUCGGCAGCAGACGAGCGCGCAGCGCGCGACAUCCUCGACUCGCUCGCACGCGACGCCGAUUCGCAAGACCCCCUCGAUGAACCCGACCUCGCUGCGUCGUCACAGGCCGAGCCGAGCGAGGACGACCGCGUGCAGCUGCUGAGACUGCUGGACGAGGCUGCGGCAGAGUUUGGCAGGCCGCGCAAGGUCGGCAGUCGCAGCCGGGACGUGAGCGAGUUGAGCAGGCGACUCGACCGCACGACCAUCGAGGAUGGCGCGAGCGCAGCGACGAGGACUGGCUCGAACGGGUCGUCGGACGCACAGUCGGACGAGCAGGCGGCGCGCUUCUGGCCACGCAGCGAGGCGGCUUCUCUCACGAGCGAUGACGACGGCCGACCGCUCGAGGCGGGCAAGCUCGUCUGGGACGUUCCAGACGACUGUCUCGAGGACGUCGAGGACGACCCACUCGCUUUCCUCGCCAGCGUUUUCCCGCACAUCGACCUCGCCCAGCUCGAGGCCAAAAUUCAGGAGGUUUCGAGGCCGGCAGCGGCAGGAGGUGGAGUUGCGGCGCGACCGGCGGACCUGGAGACGCUCAUCGAGGACCUGCUCUCUCAGGACUUGAUCACGACCUUGACGGAGGCGGACGCAGAAGCCGCGGCCAAGGCAGCGGCGCCGGCAGAUCCGGACGGCAUCGCAGAGAUGAACCGGCAGCAAAAGCGGAAAGUCAAGGCGGCGCAAAAGGCGAGCAACUCGUACUCGCUGACGUCGACACCGCACAUCUCGUAUGCCGCCGCCGCGACCGCGGCGACUCAACCGCCGUCGAUGUCGGCCCUCGCCUCUGCCCCUUCUUCCGCCAACGCCUGGGUCUCCAUCACCUCGCAGACUUCGCUCCUCUCGACUCUCCUCCACAUCCCCGCCGCACGCAUCACCUCACUCUACUACAAGCAGUCCUCUUCCCUCCCUCAUACCGUCUCCGUCCUCCUCUCUCAAUUAUCCCGCGAGCGACCCUUCGAGACUCUCCCGAACAAUCUCGAGCUGCGCUCCCAGCUCCGUCUGAUCAUUCCUCCUUCUCGAGCAAACGACGACGUCCUCGAGAUGCUCCUCUCGGCAACCGAAGGCGACCUAAGCGACGCGCUCGACCUCCACCACUUCCUCCGCGACCUCGAGUCCGACCUCGGCAAGAACCUGACGCUCAUCUCGAUGCUCUCAGCGGACGCACCCGAAUCGUCCGUCACGCCUCUCGCUUCCAUCCCCGGCUCAGACGGCUUCACAACCGUCACUUCCCUCCGUCGCUCUCCGACUCUUCCGCGCGCAUCGCUCCACCCCGCACCCGACCGCUCGCACUCCUACAACGACUGCGCGGCCCUCGCGCUCGAGUAUCUCGAGAAACGGAACGAGGCGUUCCGCACUGCUGCGAGGCAUUUCCAGAAAGGCGGGCUGGGAGAACGAGGGGUGGCGGGGUAUUGGGCCGAGAAGGGGAGGGAGUACGAUCGCGAGAGGAGGAAGUGGGAGGAGAGGGCGGCCAAGGCGGCCGUGGGCGAGCGAAGGACCAUCACCGAUCCCAACACCAUCGACUUGCACGGCCUCACCCUCGCGCACGCGCUCAAGAUCGUCGACGAGGCGACCAACUCGUGGUGGGCGAACGCGCGAGACUCCGUCUCCAUCACACCCCUCCGCAUCAUCGUCGGCGUCGGCCGUCACUCGCGCAACAACACGCCAAUCCUCGCUCCAGCCGUCACAAAACACCUCGACAAGCACGGCUGGCGAUGGAAGUGGGACGACGGACCGCUCGUCGCUGGCGGGAUCGGGACGGCGGGGAGUACGAAGGGCGCUGUCAAGGUGUUAGGCGUCAAGUGA